Sclerotinia sclerotiorum 1980 UF-70 is the source of this 891-nucleotide messenger RNA. RefSeq lists its product with no specific name. Bases 1 to 891 code for a protein of 296 amino acids. The record is from RefSeq and is a predicted model, not a curated record. The transcript is spliced from 3 exons. Lineage: Eukaryota; Fungi; Ascomycota; Leotiomycetes; Helotiales; Sclerotiniaceae.
AUGCCUGUAACUACUAGAUCUAAAUCUAAAAGAUGUUUCUCAUCUAUUGCAAAUGAUGUAGAGUUAUAUCUUUCUAAAACUUCUUAUCCACAAAAGCUUUUUGACGAUCAUCACGAUAUGACACAUCCUUGGAACCCUGUUUGUGAUUACCUUUGCGAGAGACAGGAUCUUGUUACCUCGAUUAUGCAGAGACUACUCGAUACAAGGGUUCUGGUUAUCCGUGCUACACCUUUUGUAGGCAAGACAGUUAUUCUUAAGCUACUAGGUUAUCACAUAGUUGAGGAGCACAGGGAUCUAGAACCAGUGUACAUCGAGUGGAAGACUAUGAAACAGCGUAAUAAUCUUCCAUUUGACAAAUAUCUGGGAAACGAAGCAUCAAAGUGGCAAUCAAAAAACUCCAAAGUUCGUCCUCACAAUCCUGCAGCUAGAAAGGUAUUCCUGAUCGACGAAGCCCAAAAUUCAUACGAGGACGGAGAAUUUUGGCAUCAAAAUUUGAAAAAUUAUAAUACCAGAUCGCAAUCAUUAUUCGUGCUUGUCUGUCUUUAUGGAAUUUCAGGCAUUUCCGCAGCUCACGAACCAGGGAUUGCAUCUCAAGCUCUUCUAGUUGAUUCAUUUCAACGUAUCGAACUUCGUCCAUCUGCAAAUAAUAAUCUACACAUACUCUUUACACCAAAAGAAACAUCUGUUAUGGUGAUGAAGUGGGCUACAGUGCAGAACUUUCAACUUGAGAAUGGUAUGUUUGAAUAUCUUCAUGCUGCUACUAAUGGUCAUCCGGGCGUACUUGACAUGAUCUUGAAUUAUUUGAAACUUUGUUUCACCAAUGGUGAAAGCGGCAUUGCGCACGGCAGCAGAGCUAUUGCAUGGUUAUACUCUACCGAAUGGAGAGUCUAA